Vanessa atalanta (red admiral) is the source of this 1133-nucleotide messenger RNA. RefSeq lists its product as uncharacterized. NCBI's taxonomy places the organism in Eukaryota, Metazoa, Arthropoda, Insecta, Lepidoptera, Nymphalidae. The transcript has 7 exons. The record is from RefSeq and is a predicted model, not a curated record. Bases 1 to 1056 code for a protein of 351 amino acids.
AUGGUUAUAUAUUGUCAGCAUCAAGACACCCUGAAAGCCAUAUGUCGAGGUAUCAGCGAGGCUUGCCGCGAUUGUUCUAUCAAUCAGACAUUCUGCUCACAUAUAGUACCUUUGUGCAUACGACGAUGUCGUGGAGGAAGUUCUGAUAUGUUUAUUGUUUUGCAAAGUCUACUGACAAACCAUAGUCGCAAUAUGAAAUUGUUUCACGAGAACAAUGGAAUGAAAAUAUUUACUAGAGAAUCUUUGCAACAUUCAUUUUGCCUGCAACUACUGAACACUGUUGUUGAGAACACGACGAAUGAAAAUCAUCAUGUCGUAGUAUCGGAGUCGUCUCAUAUAUUCGAGCAUCUGCGGUACUUUUUGCAUAAAUACGGAGCCUCUAAUUUGAUAGGCCAAUGGGUCUCUAUCAUUCUGUUUUCAUAUCAAAAAGUUUUAAGGAAAUUUGGUAAAGAGAAUAAUAAUAUAAAUGGUAUCGACGGAAGUAUAAGGAAACCCAUGGCAAAAGAGUCUCAUCCAUCAAGACAUGUGGUCUGCAACAACAAACAAAAUGACACAAAUGAAUUAUUCCAAAAAAUACAAAAUAAAACGAUUGGCGCCAAAUUUAUCGAUAUCAUCAAUGGAUCUUGCACAACACUAGUUAAAAGUUACACUUCCUUCAAAAAUAUAUUCAGAAAUAAAGAACCUUCGACUUGCAAAGAUGUAUCAACUAGUACAACAGCAGUGUCAACGUUCUGUAGCAACAGCUUUACAAAUUAUAUGCGUAAAAGAGAUGCAAUUUCGAACUAUUUUAACGAAAAAGAAAACGAAACACAAUUGAAAAGAGAAUUUAGCGGUGAAGAUAAUUUAAGUUCUUGCAAUACAUGCAACGAUACUAUCGCCUUAAAACAGAAAAUGACGAAUGAUGCAAAAUUACAACAAACAGUUAAAAGAUUGAAGUUCGGUAUAAACAUGUACGGAUGCGACUUUAAGAAAAUAUCAAGAACUAUGUGGCCCAACGAACACUACAUGACACCAAGUGUAUUAUAUAAUUUAUAUCGGAAACUCAUAAUAAAAUAAAUCAAUUAAUUCCAACUAUUCAUUUAAUAACACACUGAAGAAACAUUUGAUAUAAGAUCUUGUCAACUGACGAAAUU